This is a messenger RNA of Topomyia yanbarensis, 3524 nucleotides long. RefSeq names its product serrate RNA effector molecule homolog (gene Ars2). The coding region runs from base 112 to 2961 and encodes 949 amino acids. The record is from RefSeq and is a predicted model, not a curated record. The transcript has 9 exons. Gene Ontology annotation, molecular function: nucleic acid binding. Gene Ontology annotation, biological process: primary miRNA processing; mRNA processing. Gene Ontology annotation, cellular component: nuclear body. Lineage: Eukaryota; Metazoa; Arthropoda; Insecta; Diptera; Culicidae.
CCUAGGCGCCAUCGUGGUGAAAAGCUGAAAAAUCGAGUUUGCGGACGCGUCGUUGCACGAGUGAAAAUACUGAAUUUUCAAAACUAAAAGCAACCGGAUUCCACUUCGAAGAUGGCAGAUUCUGACGAUGAGUACGAUCGUAAGCGACGUGACAAGUUUCGUGGCGAGCGAAGUGCCGGAGACAGCUAUGCUCGUGGUGGGGACCGAUCGGAUCGGUCUCGCGGACGAGAUGAUUGGGUUGAUCGUGGCAGACCAAGGCAGGAUUAUCGGGACUAUCGACCACCUCCACGGGAUCGUGGAUAUUCGCCUGAGAGAGAGGGUCCCCCGAUGAAGCGUAUUCGUGGUGAUGGAUGGGGCGAUGGCGGAAGACGGUUUGGUGGGCAUGAUGGUUACGGCAUGUAUGGUUAUGGACAUGAUCAUUUUGGUAUGCAUCCAGGUUCCGGACUGUACGGACAUCAGGGCCCUAUGCAUCAAAGGGAACCACAAUCCGCCGGGGAUAUGCAAACCCAACCGUGCAUGAUGACGCUGAAGCAGUUUCUGGCCACCCAGGAUGAUGCUAUUACUGAUUCUGAAGCAAUCCAGAAAUACAAUGACUACAAGGUGGAGUUCAAACGGCAGCAGUUGAACGAAUUCUUUGUGGCCCACAAAGACGAGGAAUGGUUUAAGAUUAAAUACCAUCCAGAGGAAUCAUUGAAGCGUAAAGAGGAACAGCUAGGUUUUCUAAAGAGACGUUCCGAGGUGUUUGUCGAGCUGCUAGAGUCCAAGGACGUCGCCAAAGUGUCGGUGGACACUUCCAAUUCUGAUGCACUGCUUCGACUGCUGGAUACGGUGGUCAUCAAGCUGGAAGGCGGUACCGAUGAAGAUCUUAAAGCUUUGGACGAGAAACCGGUUGAAGUCGUUAAAAUCAUCCCCGAGAAACCGAAAUUUGAAAUCAAACGAGAACCGCUAGAUGACAUAAUCAAGAAAGAGAAGUUUUACAUCAAGGAGGAAAGGUUCGACAAUACCGAAAUGAAGAUGGAGAAAUUGGUGGAUCCAGCCAAGGAUGUAAUCGGCGGUGGUGAAUGGGAUGACGAGGAACCAGUCGUGAAGCCGGUUCAGCGUAGCAAAACACCCGAGAAGGAACCGGAAGCUCCGGAAAAAGAUCCGGAACCGGAACCCGAACCUGAAGAAGAAUCUUCUUCGCGAAAGAAAGAUCGCAGAAAGAGAAGUCGCUCGGAUUCUGCAUCUAGUUCGUCCUCAUCUUCGUCUUCCAGCUCAAGUGACUCCGAAGAGGAGAAAGAGAAAGAAAAGAAUGAUGAUGAGGAUGACGAGGAGAAAAAAGAAGAGGAACGAGAAGAGACUGCCAAUACGCCACCCUUACCAGUAGUAGAGCCAGAGGAACAACCGGCGAGUAAUGGUCACAAAAGCGGCGAUGAGGAAGAAACUACUGCCAAUGAAGCUGCGACCGAGCCCGAAAAAAUAAACGAAAACAAAGAAGCCUCAGUUGAACCCGAUGCUGCUGUUCCUCCCACUACUGAAAACAAAGACAGUGAAGAAUCGGAAAAGGAUGCAGAGCCAAGAGCAGAAGAAGAACGUGUAGCCACCGAAGAAACUAACCAGGAAAAAGAACCGUCCCAACCAGCCGAGACGGUCGAUUUGGCCAAGGAUACCAACGCGGGUCCCGCUCCAAGAGCUCUUCACAGAACCAGUUCCAUUUUUCUGCGGAAUCUAGCUCCAUCUAUCACAAAGGUAGAAGUUGAAGCAAUGUGCAAGCGUUAUAAUGGAUUCUUGCGUGUGGCAAUCGCUGACCCUUUACUGGAAAGGAGAUGGUUCCGUCGUGGCUGGGUCACUUUCCGGCGGGAUGUGAAUAUUAAGGAGAUCUGUUGGAAUCUCAACAACAUCCGGUUAAGGGAUUGCGAAUUGGGUGCUAUUGUCAAUAAAGAUUUGAGCAGAAGAGUCCGUCCGAUCAAUGGGCUUACAUGCCACAAAACGAUUGUUCGCAGUGACAUCAAAUUGUGCGCAAAAAUAACUCACAAUCUGGACGACAAGGCCGGCCUGUGGAAAGAUGCGGACUCGAACAAUGGCGACAAUAAUGGUGAAUUUUUUGGACUUCAGUCGAGAAACCCUGUUUUGCAAAACAUCACCGACUAUUUGAUUGAAGAAGCUUCCGCCGAAGAAGACGAACUGCUCGGUCUUUCUACCGAAACAAAGAAAGCCACCGACGGUGAAUUAGUCGAGCGCGAUCCACAGCUUAUCGAAGUACUGGACAAACUAAUCCUGUACCUUCGAGUGGUUCAUUCGGUUGACUUUUACAAUCACUGCGAGUAUCCGUACGAAGACGAAAUGCCCAAUCGUUGCGGUAUUAUUCACGCUCGCGGUCCGGCACCGCAGAACAAGGUAGUUUCGAGUGAAAUUCAGGAGUAUAUUCGUACAUUCGAAGGUAAAAUGGGGUCAUUCCUGGCUAGAAUAUCCGAGCUGGAUCAGGAGGAAAUGAAAAAGCUGGGUUCCAAAGACUCGGAAGCUGAGGUGGAAAAGUUCAUCCAGGCCAACACGCAGGAACUGGCCAAGGACAAGUGGCUCUGUCCGUUAUCGGGUAAAAAAUUCAAGGGACCGGAUUUUGUGAGGAAGCACAUUUUCAACAAACACGGUGAAAAGGUCGACGAAGUACGCAAAGAAGUGGAGUACUUCAAUAACUACCUAAAGGAUCCUAAGCGACCCCAGCUACCCGAACAUCCGGGUAAUACACGAAAAGUGCCUGUUGAAGCGCCACCACCGACAUCGGGAUAUCGUCCGUCGUACGGAAUGUCUCACGGGUACGCACCGAUGUAUGCUCCUUAUGCAGCACCAAUGAUGGCACCAUCUGUUGGUCGCGGAAGGUCUGGUUUUGGACGUGGAGGAAGAGACUCGAUGCGAGAAAUUCGACGGCCAAUAGUGGCGUACAGCGAUUUGGACAUGCCUAAUUUCGAUGAUAGCUUUCUCUGAAGUAGUGAACUACUACUACCAUUACCGGUGUUUUUAACUGGCAGAACUUUUCGUUACACUUCAUAUAACACCUCCCCCAUAACUAACAAGCGCCGAAUUGCAAUACACUAGAGAAAAGCUAUCAGAGUUAGAUCAAAUAUAAAAAUCCGGUCAAUCCAUAUCCACCAACCACUUUGGCCGUUUGCAUCAUUACACCAUUCCAUUGAAAUCGUUCCAGAAUGGCGCCCGACUACCGCCCAGUUAUCCAUUACCGCGAUCUGGACGCUCCCCGUGAACCGGAUGAAUUUAUCUAAGCUGACAAACGCAAAGCACGUUCUAGAUGUAUUGAGUUUAACUAGCAGCAAAUUGUAUAAUUAGGUUACGCAUCCGGUCUUGCCAGGGUGCCGCUUAGUGUUACAUGCCACAUUGUUUUAAUUCUAAAGUGGCACUUAUUUUUAUUUCAUACUUACGUGAACAUGUAAACGAUCAUCAAUUGAAAUUUGUAAUGACAAAAUCAGCAUGCCGGCCGGCAAUGGCUGAUCUAUAGUAAUAUAACCGACGCUAUUAAUCUGAGUACUACCGAA